This is a messenger RNA of Aureobasidium pullulans EXF-150, 690 nucleotides long. RefSeq lists its product as uncharacterized. The transcript has a single exon. Lineage: Eukaryota; Fungi; Ascomycota; Dothideomycetes; Dothideales; Saccotheciaceae. The record is from RefSeq and is a predicted model, not a curated record. The coding region runs from base 148 to 552 and encodes 134 amino acids.
UCUGGAGGAGCCUCGGUGCCUCAGUCGCCCACCUGAAUGCCUUGGGUAUACAGCUGAAACGUCACAAUCCGCCCUCUGUACCAGGCGCCAGGCGCCAGUCGACAACAAUAUCCUACUGCUACAUCCAGCUCGCCCGUCCACAGGAGGAUGAACGCCAGUGGCCUUCUCUUACGCCCACUACACUGCGCCAACCUUGCUGCAGUCACAUGCCCUGGCGCAUCCAAGCCCAUCCACCGUAAGGUAAUUUCCUAUCCCAUAUCUAUACCGUUACAAAUACCAGAGCUGGCGAGCCCUGUGUUAUCCAGACCUCUCAGACCAAACCGAUCUCAUUUGCCGACAUUGCGCGCACUACGGCCACUUUACAGAGUCUCCCGACAAGUUCAAACCGGUGCCGCCCACACCCACCCAAGAACCGGAGCGAAAGCCAAUGAAUAUCAGCUCUCAGCUCGGCAACAACUGCUUUUGGCUCGGCCGCUUCUUCCAUUGUAUAUGCUCCUGAAUCUAUCUGUUGCUUUUGUUGUUCCACAAGAAAGAAGUGAAUCACGCCCAUGACAGUCUUCAUCUUCUCAAUGAUCAACACAACAUGGAGUGGCUGUACCACAUCGUGACGAGAUUGAUACCAGCGUUGGUCGUAUGUACCUUGGAACAGGAGUCCUCGCAUUGCAUGGUGGGUCCCGUUUGAUACUCCAA